GUUUAUAUCUAUUAGCUCUUUGAAGUUCAAAUUAACAUCUUCAUUUGCGGCAGCCCCUCCCUUCCAAAGAGGCCUUGUCUCGACUUGGAGAUAGAUUUUCAUUCUUAAUCAGAAGCAGAGAAGCAAGUCAUGUCUGAAAAUAGAGUUGAACAGGUUGAGCUACUAAGUUCAGAUAAUGAUUCAUAUGGAGGAGUUGUAGUGAAGAUCGAGCAGCCCAUAGAUUCUAAGAUCUUUCCUUCUUUGCUUAGAGCUUCAAUUUCGCAAUGGAGGCAACAGGGGAAGACAGGUGUUUGGAUCAAAUUGCCAAUUGAACAUGCAAAUCUUGUCGAAGCUACAGUUAAGGAAGGAUUUCGGUAUCACCAUGCUGAACCAGAUUACUUAAUGCUUGUAUGUUGGCUUCCUGAAACUGCUGAUACUAUUCCUCUAAAUGCUUCACAUCGAGUAGGUGUGGGUUCUUUUGUCAUGAACAGUAAGAGAGAGGUGCUUGUAGUUCAGGAGAUUAGUGGCAAAUUCAAAGGAACAGGGGUGUGGAAGUUUCCUACCGGGGUUGUUAAUGAAGGUGAGGAUUUUUGUACGGCUGCGAUUAGGGAAGUUAAAGAAGAGACAGGAAUUGACACAGAGUUUGUGGAAGUUUUAGCAUUCAGGCAAAGCCACAAGUCAUUCUUUAGUAAAUCAGAUUUGCUCUUCAUUUGCAUGUUAAAACCACGAAACUUUGACAUUGAGAAGCAGAAUUUAGAGAUUGAAGCAGCAAAGUGGAUGCCAAUUGAGGACUAUGCAGCGCAACCUUUUAACCAAAAACAAGAGCUCUUCAAUUAUGUUGCCAAAAUAUGCUUAUCAAAGUCAGAAAAGAAUUAUACUGGUUUUUCUCCACUGGCUACAACUACAGGCUCUGGCAAAGUAAGCUACCUCUACUUCAACAAUCAGGAUAAUAACCACCUUGUAACUUCUGAUAAUCAGCCAUUGAAAGUCUGAUGUGAUGUUUAAAAAACACUAUAUACUAUUUGCAUGAGUUGUGACAAUAAGACCUCUAUGAUAGAAACGCUUGAAGGGUUGGCCAUACUUACAUUUCUUUACAGUGAUAUAAUUCAAGAUGUGGAUUUCUUCUCAAUAGAAUGAGUCAAUAAAGUUGUAAUUUUCCUUUUUUUUGGGUGGAGGGU
Molecule: messenger RNA, 1157 nt
Organism: Quercus lobata
Lineage: Eukaryota; Viridiplantae; Streptophyta; Magnoliopsida; Fagales; Fagaceae
Product: nudix hydrolase 7-like
Exons: 9
Coding region: 130-972 (280 amino acids)
Molecular function (GO): NADH pyrophosphatase activity; ADP-ribose diphosphatase activity; NAD binding
Source: RefSeq, a predicted model, not a curated record